Molecule: messenger RNA, 930 nt
Organism: Metopolophium dirhodum (rose-grain aphid)
Lineage: Eukaryota; Metazoa; Arthropoda; Insecta; Hemiptera; Aphididae
Exons: 3
Coding region: 1-930 (309 amino acids)
Source: RefSeq, a predicted model, not a curated record
AUGUCUUCUAUAACUUUUGCUAUGACAUGUGUGUACAACUGUAUAAAUUCGUCUACAUAUGUAUGUAAAUUGGUCACUUGCAACGGCGAAUUGACAACAUCUGUAAACUCUAUGUUCCCUCGAAUAAUUGCCAUCGCGUGUUUUGUCUCUGAAAUUUCGAUUAUGAUCAAAAAUUUAACAGAUUUUCCCAAAUAUAAUCAUAAGAUCAAAGAGUAUGAACUAUAUUUUCCGACAAAUGUUUCACAAAAAUCAACUCGGAAGACUUUUAUUAUAUUUAUUGGAUUCGCAUAUAUCAGUAUCAUACUGCCAUUAAAUAUAGUAAGGCUUUAUUUAAUUCAUUAUAACAAGCACCGAAUUGAGAUCUUAAUUUUUUUUACAAUGAUGUACGUACAAAAUUGGAGAAUUUGCCUGAAAGAAGUUGGUUUUAUAUCUCGUUGUUUUGGGUUGUAUCAAAAAUUUCAAAUUAUCAAUGAAGAGUUGAUCGUGUUGAAGGCAGAGACUAUAUCUAAAAACAAAUAUCCGACCGUGUUGCGAAAUGAAGUACACUGCAGUGCCAUUAUUAAUAAUCCACGAUUUCAUACGUUAGCCAACAGCAUCGAAUUACUUAGAAUGAAGCACCAGUUCGUCAGACGUGCUCUACGAGACCUUAAUAAGUUGUACGACACUCAACUAGGGUCGUCUUUGGUUUUCUUGUUCAUUAUGAUUUUAUUCGAUAUUAACGGGGAAGUAAACGCUAAGGAUACCAUGACGAGAUCUAAAAUAUUUAUCUAUGGAUGGAUACUGCAAUACACGUUCAGAUGUUUUUCAAUCAUAAUCACAUCACAUUUCACCACAAAACAAGCUUACAAUACAAAAAUGCUUUUGGCUGAUAUAAAUAAUCGAUAUUUAGAUAAAACCACAAAGGAAGAGUUUUAUCCUGUAGAAGAAUGA